This is a messenger RNA of Phodopus roborovskii (desert hamster), 745 nucleotides long. Its product is annotated as killer cell lectin-like receptor subfamily B member 1A. The transcript is spliced from 6 exons. Lineage: Eukaryota; Metazoa; Chordata; Mammalia; Rodentia; Cricetidae. The record is from RefSeq and is a predicted model, not a curated record. The coding region runs from base 1 to 678 and encodes 225 amino acids.
AUGGACACAUCAAGGGUCUACCUGAAUUUAAAGGCAUCCAGGACUCCAGGGACUCAGCAUGCAUCACCUUCCUCUCUCCCUCCAGAUGCCUGUCGGUGCCCACGCUCCCAUAGGUGGGCUCUGAAACUCAGCUGUGCUGGGCUCAUCCUUCUUCUCUUGGCCCUGAUUGGGAUGAGUGCUUUAGUGCGAGUGUUAAUACAAAAACCAUCAACAGGAAAAUGCACAGUGUGUAUUCAAGGGAACAUGGCUAACCCAACAGAGAGCCCAGCUAAGUUAAACUGCACAAAAGGCUGGCUUCUACACCGAGAUAAAUGCAUACAUUUUUCUCAAGGGAACAACAUGUGGAAGGAAGGUUUAGCUGACUGCUCUACAAAAGGGGCCACUUUACUGCUCAUUCGAGGCCAAGAAGAACUGAGAUUGCUAAAGGACUUGACAAAUGAAAAAGACAGUACAUUUUGGAUUGGACUAAGUUACAAAUUGUCAGACAAGAAUUGGAAGUGGAUAAACGGCUCUACUCUAAGUUCUGAUGUCUUACACAUCACUGGCGAAGCUAAAACAGACACCUGUGCCGCCAUUACAAAGGGCAGAGUGAUUUCUGAGGACUGUGCUUCAGAUAACAACUGGGUCUGCCAAAAGGAGCCAAAACUCAUCUCUGAGACCGUGUGCAAUGAUGCCUGACUGCAAAUCCCAUCUUCAUUACUCCACCGUCCACACCAGAUCUCUGCACUCAAUCUGCCUGGGCCGU